Eruca vesicaria subsp. sativa (arugula) is the source of this 1243-nucleotide messenger RNA. Lineage: Eukaryota; Viridiplantae; Streptophyta; Magnoliopsida; Brassicales; Brassicaceae. The record is from the annotation of a GenBank genome assembly.
CAACCAUGGCGACUCCGAAUCUAGAGUGCCGAAUGUACGAAUCAAAGUACCCGGAAGUAGACAUGGCUGUGAUGAUCCAGGUCAAAAACAUCGCCGACAUGGGAGCUUACGUGUCACUCUUGGAGUACAACAACAUCGAAGGCAUGAUCCUAUUCUCGGAGCUCUCCCGGCGCCGGAUCCGGAGUGUGAGCAGCUUGAUUAAGGUCGGGAGGAUCGAGCCUGUGAUGGUUUUGCGUGUGGAUAAGGAGAAGGGUUACAUUGAUUUGAGUAAGCGUAGGGUUAGUGAGGAGGAUGUGCAGACGUGUGAAGAGAGGUAUAAUAAGAGCAAGCUUGUUCAUUCUAUCAUGCGUCAUGUUGCUGAGACUCUUUCUAUUGAUUUGGAGGAGUUGUAUGUGAACAUCGGUUGGCCUUUGUACCGUAAACAUGGUCAUGCUUUUGAGGCCUUCAAGGUCUUAGUGACUGAUCCUGAUUCUGUGUUGGGUUCACUCACCCGUGAGAUCAAAGAAGUUGGGCCUGAUGGGCAGGAGGUAACUAAAGUUGUACCUGCUGUUACGGAAGAAGUGAAAGAUGCACUUGUGAAGAACAUUAGGAGGAGAAUGACACCACAACCAAUGAAAAUCCGUGCUGAUAUUGAAUUGAAAUGUUUCCAGUUUGACGGAGUUGUUCACAUUAAGGAAGCCAUGAGAAAAGCUGAAGCUGCUGGAAAUGAAGACUGUCCUGUUAAGAUUAAAUUGGUUGCUCCACCUCUCUAUGUCCUUACUACUCAGACUCUUGACAAGGACAGAGGGAUUGAAAUUUUAGAGAAGGCCAUAGCAGUUUGCACUGAGACAAUUGAGGAACACAAAGGCAAGCUCGUCGUUAAGGAGGCACCUAGAGCUGUGAGUGAAAGAGAUGAUAAGAUGCUGACAGAACACAUGGCUAAGCUAAGAAUGGACAAUGAAGAAAUCAGCGGGGAUGAAGAAAGUGGAGAAGAGGAAGAAGACACAGGGAUGGGCGAAGUUGAUAUAGACAGUGGCGCAGGAAUCAUUGAGUAGUCUAUUUUCUAUUAAAGUAGAAACCUCCGAGAGGAUUUAUUUUUUUGUUGAGAGAAAUGUUUUUUUUUCACCCGUCGAGGGGUUAAAGUAUCAAACAUACAUUCAUGAUCUUAUAAAGAUUCGAUUAUUGUUUUUGGCAAUAGACAUUGCUGUUCGGCUGUUCCAUUGCCAACAUAGAACUUUGCCUUUAAAUCAAUGUAGUUGUGUUA